Molecule: messenger RNA, 480 nt
Organism: Trametes versicolor FP-101664 SS1
Lineage: Eukaryota; Fungi; Basidiomycota; Agaricomycetes; Polyporales; Polyporaceae
Exons: 2
Coding region: 1-480 (159 amino acids)
Source: RefSeq, a predicted model, not a curated record
AUGCGCGAGGGUGUGUUCACGAACGAGGCGGACGCGAGGGGCGCGAACGUUGGGCGCAUGUCGCGGUGGCUCGGGAGCACGCCCGCGCGCCAAAACAUGAUCGAGCGCUUCGCCCCGAGGCCGAGGAGCAUGUUGAGGCAGCCGCGCGCGAAGAGGGAGAAGGCGGCGACGAGCGUGAAGUUGUCGACGUGGUGCGAGAGCACGAGGCACUGGAAGAUUCCGAGCGCGCCGAGGCUGGAGGUGGGCCCGAGCACGGGGAAGAAGCGGUCGAAGAAGGCGGCGGGCCAACCGAUCUCAGAGAGGACGAGCACGACGACUUGGAAGAUGAUGAACAAGCGGUUGACGACCGCCCAGAAGACGCGCGCGGGUUGGUUUGGGACCGUGCUCCCUCUGUGGCGGCAGGUCAGAACGAGACAAGGUAGGGCCUUUCUCAAGGAGCUCGUCGCAUUUUUUGAACACAGUUUCGAGAGCGGGUGGUGA